AUGGCUCCAACUCUACUGGACAUGGCUCAAAUCUUUGGGUUCAGGCCCCAUGGGAGGCCUGUAGAUGCUGUUGGUGACUAUCACAGGAGGAAGAACCAUGAGAAACUGUCUAAUCCGUUCACUAUCUCUCCAGCUACGAUCAACCAGAACUAUUCUUUCUCCAAUUACUUAAGAAAGUUUAGUGUUGAGAAUGACAAGAAUCAGCAGCACAUGAUGUUUCUCCUGUAUUGGCUGAACAAAUUUGUCCUCCCAAAUUGCUCAUCGGCAGUUCUGCUUGAAUAUAGGCAUCUGGCAGAAGCGCUUCAUAACCAUAGUGAUGUGGGGCUUGGCCCUACAGUUCUGGCUCAUCUUUUCAAGAAUUUGCAUACUCCCACCUUGGAGAAUCCACUGAAUCUGUCUGCUCCUGGCGCAUUCUGGAUGAUCCAGAUCUGGCUGCAGGUUUACUUCCAAGAGCUGAGGUUUCCAGAUGUAGUUCUGCCUGAAGACCAGGUUCUGGCUCAACGACUGAUAUCGGCAGAAGUGCCCAAGCGCUCCAUUGAAGAGUACCUGAUGUUCUUUAGGCACUGUACAAAGAGGUCAGCAGCUCAAUGGCAAGUGGUGAUCAGAAGAACAUAUCCUUGGUUCCAGCCUGGAUUCAGAUUGUUUGAGAAGGAACUAGAGGAAGAAGCGGCCAGAACUGACUUCAGGAAGAAGUUCCUGAGCGUCACCCUACCCAGAGAUCUUCCCCAUGGAGGGGGAAAGCCUCUUGAUUAUCACUUGGGGGCAGAGGUCUAUCACCCCAACUUCUGUGCAAGGCAGCUUGGAUGCCCUCAGUUCAUCCAGCUUAAGUCCUAUAGAAGCUGUAAUUGGGACACUUCUUGGAGGGACCUGGAUGAUCUAGAAGUGCAUAAGGAUACUAGGUGCGUAGUCAACAAGAUCAAUAAUAGUGCAUAA
Prunus armeniaca (apricot) is the source of this 933-nucleotide messenger RNA. NCBI's taxonomy places the organism in Eukaryota, Viridiplantae, Streptophyta, Magnoliopsida, Rosales, Rosaceae. The record is from the annotation of a GenBank genome assembly.